ACGUGGUGAAGGAACUGUGUCCAAACAAACCAACUAGCUAAACUCAGCUUAUCUAAAUAAUAAUAAAAAAAAUGUGUCUUUCUCAAUCUUUUCGUGAUUAGAGACAUUUGUCUUUAAAAAAAAUGGAUAUGUUUAAUAAACUGACGAGUCUUUUCCAGCAGGCCCUGGAAACAAGAGAGCCUUCAGUAAAUCUGCUCGAGUCUUUCGUCGACCAUUGGAAAGGAAUAACAAACUACUACAUAGAAACUACAGAUGAGGCGAAGCCGGUGAAGCAGACGGACAUCCCAUGGAGGCUCAAGCAGAUGCUGGACAUCCUGGUGUAUGAGGAGCAACAGCAGGAGGUGGAGGAGACGGGGCCCUGCAUGGAGUACCUGCUUCAGCACAAACUGCUGGAGACAUUGUGCACGCUGGGAAAAGCACAGUAUCCUCCGGGAAUGAGCCAGCAGGUCCUGCUGUUUUUCUCCAAACUCCUGGCGCAGAUCCAGAAGCCCAUGCUGCAUGUGAUUAACGUGUAUCGACCUGUACAGAAGCUGAUUCGUCUGUGUGGACUCCCUGACAUGCAAACAGAGCGUGAGGAGUCGAUGUUUCUCUUUUCCGUUUGCUCUCGUGUGAAGAAAGACCCGUACGUCCUGAACUACAUCCUAGGGACUAUUGAAGAAGGCCGUCCUCGGAGGUGCAGCUCUCUGUCAGAGGGAGGUGCAGAAGGAGCCAGUGGAGGAUCCAGUCCGGAGAAUCCGGCUUCUCCUCCUGCACAGAGCUCAAACCAGCCCGAUACGGGUUUGAUCCAGAUCCUUGUGCAGCUUGGGAAAUGCCAGAAAAACAGGGUCGUCCUGCGGGCGAUGGAGAGCAUGCUGCUCCUCACCAGCAUUCCUCAGGAGGACACAGCCAAACUUCUGGCAGAGCAGACUCCACUGUGUGACCUCCUGGCUCAGAGAGUGUGCGAGCUCUACGGCGCCAUCCCUACCACACUCCACCCUGAGGACAUACACAGCUACACCAUCAAACAGUGGAGGACUCUGUUGUCCCCGGUCACUGUAGAGGAGACCCAGUCUUUUCCCCCACAGGAGCACAUGGACAGGUUCUUCUGCUGGUUCGACUACUGCGACACACUCAUUAAAGACGCACCAGAGGUGCUUGCUGUUAAACUUGCCAAAGCUCUUCACCAGCAGUGGCUUAUUGGAAUCAUUCAGCCUCAGCUGCUACAGAUGUCAGAGGUUGGCAUUCUGGUCCACACAGCUCUCCUGUCACGCUGCGUCCAUCACACACAGUCCGCCGUCCUGCUGCACGAGCUGGUGCACUUCCUGCUGGGUGCCGACACACCCCGGGAGCACCCGAGCGACACGCCCCCGCACACACACAUGCUGCGCUACCAUCUCAUCAAACACUGCGAUCACAUCUCAGACGAGAUCAGCGUCACUACAUUACGGCUGUUCGAGGAGCUCCUGAAGAAGCCCGACGGACACAUCCUGACCAACCUGGUGCUGCGAAACCUGGAGACCCGCUCCUACAGGUUGCCGGGGUCAGGGGGCAGCGGCGGUGACGAGAGACCUGGGGCUGAUCCUGAUUUCCUGGAAGAGUCAGGAGAAAUGGAGGAAGAUCCUUUCUUCACAGAUAAUGAGUUCAGUGGUCCGGAGCGUUUGCUCUCCUUGUCCAGGGAAGAGAGGAAAUCCAGCACACACACCGAGAUAGCUGAAACUGUCAACAGCUUCCUGUGUUUAGUUCCCCAAGAGGCAAAAACGUCCCAGCAUGUGCAGGGAGCGGGAUAUGACACGUACGUCCACGAUGCUUUAAAAUCGCUGAAAGAGUGUUCCACCAUGUCUGCGGACUGGGGUUGGCCCAACGUCCCAAAACCCACGGAAGUCCACUCUGAUGAUGCAGACUUCUAUGAAGGACACUUCCUCAAAGUGCUCCUGGACAGGAUGGCACGCAUACUGGAGCAGCCGUACGAGCUGAACCUACAGGUGACGUCAGUGCUGUCUCGGCUGGCCGUGUUUCCUCACCCUCAUCUUCACGAGUACCUGCUGGACCCCUACAUCAACCUGAGCCCUGGCACUCGCUCGCUCUUCUCUACACUCGUCCGAGUGAUCGGCGAGUUGAUGCAGAGGAUCCAGAACAUCUCGAACUUCACCCAGAGACUCGUGGCGGUUAGGAAACAGCUCAUGGGCCUCGAGGAGGAGACCGUGGUGGAUCAUGGCGCCCUGCUGAAGGGCGUAAUCGUUCUGGAGGAGUUCUGUAAGGAGCUGGCUGCCAUCGCCUUCGUCAAACUGCCCGUGGGCGAUCAGGAGCAUCUCUCGGCCCCGUAAAAACAAACCUCAUGGCUGAAACUCCAGCUGCUUCAGAGUUCAUGCGUGUUUGCACAGAGGAACGUGGGACUGUCGCUGCAGGGUACAAUACACUGGCGUGGGUCACUUUCAACACGCACGCUACCCAUCCCUCACUCCUGGUCCCAUGGUUGGAGUUGGCGGCUCUUCACCAGCCUUUGGAAGACCGCGAGACGUGCGGUGCCUUUAAGACUGUCACAGAUUUCACUGAAUGGAUGACGUUGAUUUACGAAUUUCAGGUUCUGUAGGAAUAAGAAUGUUUAGAGUGAUAAAGUCGACUCUUCCCACAGUCACUACUCUAACAGCUGAGGAAAUCGGCUCCAAAAUCAUUUUCCCAUCCAUCCAAAUGUGAUGACGAUACAGUGGCCUUAUUUAGUAUUUAUAUUGUGUAUUUUUACACACAGAACACAUGACAGAACAAUUAUUUUUAGUCAUUUAUUUUUAAACCGAAGUUGUAGUUGUUCCGUUUUAAUAAAAUACAUCAAUGCACAUUUUUAUUCCAAGAAAUGUAACUGCAUAGUGGAGAGAACGCGUUCUGCUGAACCAAAUGUCCAGGGUGUGGAGCUGGACCUGAUCCAACUCCUCCUUAUAAAACUAACCCAAGGGACAACACAAAACCACACACAAUAAUCCAGCAUGAAGCAUCUGGAUCAGGUCUAGCUCCGCCCCCUGGACUUUUGACGUUAUUCUGCCCAGGUAAAAUUUGCUACAUCAGGUCUAGCUCCACCCCCAUGACGUUUGACACGUUCCUGCCCAGGUAAAAAUUGCUGCAUCAGGUCUAGCUCCAACCCCUGUACUUUUACCAUGAUUCUGCCGAGGUAAAAUAAGCUGGAUCAGGUCUAGCUCCACCCCCUGGGCUUUUUAUUUGAUUCUGCCUGGGUAAAAUUUAUUAGAUCAGGUCUAGCUCCACUCUUUGUACUUUAAAUUUAGGGUAGAAGGAGCUAGAUCAGAUCUGACUCCACCCCCUGAAUUUAUGUACAUGCAUCUACCCAGGUAGGUGGAGCUUGAUUAGAUCUAACUCCACCCCUGCACUAUUUAUUCCAGUCUGCUCAGGCAAUAUGAUCUAGGUCCGGUCUGACACUCUUUCCUGGAUGUUCUCAAUCCUCUUAAUCCUACCUAGGUAGGAGGAACUGAAUCAGGUCAAACCCUACCCCCUAGAUUUUUGACCCAAAUCUCUCAAACUAGAAGGAGUUAAAUCACAUCUUUAACAGCUUUAACCCCUGGAUGAUUGACUGAAGUCUGCCUUGGUAGGAGGGGCUGAAUCAGGUUUAAUCCCACCCCCUGGACUUUUAACUCUCGGAAAUAAUUUGCUGAAUCAGGUCUAACUUCACCCACUGCACAUUAGCUCCAAGACCGUUCCGGUCAACAGAAAUCAGAUCCAACUCUAAAUCCCUGGAGGUUAUUUUUUUUGUUGUUCUUGUUGUAGUUAACCUGGAAUAAAGCCAUACUCUAAUGCGGUAGAGAAGAUCACCUUCAUCUGCACAAGUCCUGAAAUAGAUAACAGAUCCUCUUAAUCAGCUACCACAUAAACA
This is a messenger RNA of Clarias gariepinus (North African catfish), 3853 nucleotides long. RefSeq names its product FHF complex subunit HOOK interacting protein 2B (gene fhip2b). The transcript has 17 exons. Lineage: Eukaryota; Metazoa; Chordata; Actinopteri; Siluriformes; Clariidae. Bases 123 to 2303 code for a protein of 726 amino acids. The record is from RefSeq and is a predicted model, not a curated record.